This is a messenger RNA of Anoplophora glabripennis (Asian longhorned beetle), 1606 nucleotides long. RefSeq lists its product as uncharacterized. The transcript has 6 exons. Bases 202 to 1146 code for a protein of 314 amino acids. NCBI's taxonomy places the organism in Eukaryota, Metazoa, Arthropoda, Insecta, Coleoptera, Cerambycidae. The record is from RefSeq and is a predicted model, not a curated record.
GAAUCCACAGACCCUCGCAGAUCACCGAGCGCAAAGCGCGAGUUUGGGCCCGACUCCACUCCCGAGUUUCGCCGUAAACAAACAAAACACCGUGUACACGGACAGUUGAGUGUUAUUUGACGCGUCGUGAGUGUUUUGUUUAGUGUCCAUCAUGGAUAAGUAGAUUAACAAACAUUCAGCUGUCUUCGGAUACGCUCUAGGAUGGAUGAGGUGUCGGUGGUGCUUCCGAACGGCAACAAUCGCAGCGACGGCGUUGAGCUCUGGGCCGGCAUCCUCGACGAAGAAUCCGCCCUACCCUUGGACGCCAGCGAGGGUGGCCUCUUCGCCGGAAACUUUGUACCUCCCCCACCGCGACCCCUCUUCCUCGACGAGUCUGUCACCCCCGACGGACUAACCACCUGUGAUCUGUGUUCGUGGGCGUGGCAGAAUGGAAAUGGUGCCUUCGCCUUUGACAAUACCAGAGAAGUCUCAGGAGAAUGGAUGCUCACCUUAGUCAUAGUUUCAUUUGUUUCUGCACUGAUAGGUGCUAUAAUUAUGAUAACAGUUAUCCACUGCAAAAGAAUGAAAAGCUCAACGACAAGUGAAGUAGAGCACGGGCGUUCCCCAAGCCAAAGGGCUCUCAACUCGAGGCCUCCGAUAAAUACGCCCGAUGACAAAGAAAUAAGCACCAUCACUCCUGCCAACUUUCCCAGCAUCCAGAAUAGUACAAAUUCCAGUAACGGAGUGUGGUCGUGGCUUUCCAGAAAGUCUACCACAACACCAUCUCAACUAAACACACCCCCAACAUCCCCUGCGGAGAACCACUACACUCACAUGGAAGACGGUUACAACAGCGUGGGAGAAGCGCUAUACGCCGAACUCGAUCGAGAAAGUUCCACGGGUGACAACGACAGAGACAGUAACAGCCCGGCUUAUCAGAACUCGGCCUACACAGAUCCAGACGCUCAAGUCUCUAGUGCCCCCAGUAGUGCCUACUACUCAGAUCUGUCUGUAACCACCGUGCCAGAUCGUGCUUAUGAAGUGGUCGGUUUAGUCACGAUGCCUUGCUGGGAUCCCAACAAUGGAAAUAGUGAUCUACGGAGGUCCGUUGCACCUAGAUUAGCUGCCAUUAGUGAAAACGUAAGCGUUCCGUCAGACUAUGUUUGACGUCGUUUAGUAAAGUCCUUUUGGUGAUCGAACAUUCGUCACAUAUGGUGAUAGUUAACAGUGGAAAAAAAAAUAGAGAGAAUUACAAAGAAACUUUCGUUGCUUGUUUAGAAGAUGGAAGUUUUUUAUAACAAAAGCGUAAAAUGUAAAUAAUGUACAAAUGUUGAAACACACAUUCCAUUAAUACCUGAGUAAUGAUUUCGUGCAAUGAUAAUAUAUUUAGAUGUAAAAAUUGUAAAAUAACGUGUAAAAACACUUGUGUCGUAAAAUAAUGAACUUUUUUUAAAAUAUUAGUGAAAAUUAGUUGUAAAUAUAAUUUACGGGAUGCAGUGCAUUUAAAGCUUAAUCCGUUUCGAAGGAAAAAAAUGCACUGUUCAUGUGAUACGUAAAUAUAAGCAACAAUAUUAUAUUUUUGCAUCAAAUGCUGCUGUAACUUAUUUUAAUAAAAAACUUACCAAUA